Musca vetustissima is the source of this 1938-nucleotide messenger RNA. Its product is annotated as zinc finger and SCAN domain-containing protein 21-like. Lineage: Eukaryota; Metazoa; Arthropoda; Insecta; Diptera; Muscidae. Gene Ontology annotation, molecular function: RNA polymerase II cis-regulatory region sequence-specific DNA binding; DNA-binding transcription factor activity. Gene Ontology annotation, biological process: regulation of transcription by RNA polymerase II. The transcript is spliced from 3 exons. The record is from RefSeq and is a predicted model, not a curated record. The coding region runs from base 1 to 1938 and encodes 645 amino acids.
AUGGAAACAGAAGACGCUCUCGAAGACAUUUACGAUGAAGUGUACCGUAACAACAAACAUGAUGAUGCAGAAAAUAACGAUUGCAUAGAUUGUGGAACAAUUGUUUACAAUAGCAAAACGCGUAUACUACGUUAUAUUUGUUUAUAUUGUAAUAACAAUUAUGAAAAUAUAUAUAAUUUUUGUCAACAUUUAAGUGAACACAUUGAUGAUGAUACAAAUAUCACUGCAGAUGAGCAAGAACUUGUCGAAUACACCGAAUAUGAUGAAAUCGCUGGCGAUGUGUCAAAAGAUGAUGUGGAAUUGGAAUCAAAUAGAAUCUUAUCCAGAGAAGAUACGGAUUUAUGUGAUUUGGAGGAGGAUUUGGAAAAUGCCAACACUACAUGUUCUUCCAAUGAAUCUGUAUGCGAAGACUUAAUGGAAAAUGAAGAGCAAGUGGAAGAAACCUCCAAUGAUUUAAAUUUAAUUCAACAAUCCAAUACAUGUUAUGCUUCCAAGCAGCAGCAUGACAAUGAAAAAUCAAAAAACAAAACAUUUGAAGAGUGUUUCCUGCAGGAGAUUAAUAUUGAAAAAAUGCGUACCGAAGGAAUUGUGGAUGAAAAUGAACCGCCAGUAACACCAGCAAAGACAUUUCUGGCCAACAAAAAUCCUAAAAAGAAAAAAGUCACUACGGUUAAAGUUAUUGCUGUAAAAAAUCGCAUUGCCGAAAUAUACGAACGCAUAAAAACCGAGCAAACAAAAUCACAACAAGUAUUGCCUUCCAAUGGUUAUUUGAAUAGAAGUCGUCAUUCAUCCGAAUCUGUGGAACAAGAUGAAAAUCUCGGCAACGGUGAUGGGCUUGGAAAGAAGGCCAGCAAAAAGAUAAUUGGUGAAACUCUUAUUACCCUAAUACCAGAGGGCACUAAAAUACCCAACACCUUGCCAUCGACUGAAGACAGAUUAACGAAAAAUAUGACUGUGACAUCUUUAAGGAAGGAUAGCAAGGAUAACAGCAAUAGUGAUGACCAUCCAAGUACAUCAGCAACGAAUGAUACAAAAUCUGUUUGUCCAGCAUGUGGAAAGGUAUUUCGCAGCCAUUUCAGUUUAACAAUACACAAACGUACUCAUUAUCUAGAAUCGGAUAGUUCCGUUAAACUGGCUCUGGCCUGUCCAGAUUGUAAUCAGCUCUUUAACAAAUACGGCCAGUUAAAACAACACAUUGAAUCGGUCCACUACCCGGACGGAUUUGUGUGUAAGAUAUGUAAUCGCCGCUUAAGUAGUCUCAGCCUUUUGGAACGUCACAUGAUAAAAGUACACUUGGAUCGGCCGUUUAAUUGUCAACAAUGUGGUAAGAAUUUUUCGAAUGCCGUAACCUAUGAGGAGCACGUCAUAUCUCACAAUUCCCACAAGGUGCACAAAUGUCAUAUUUGUGGUCGUAAAUAUUCAACGGAAUUCUUUUUAAUGGAACAUAUGCGUAAUCACAAGGAACAAGUGCCGCAAACGUGUGUCGUCUGUGGCAAGGUUACGCUGCGCAUUACCCAACACAUGAAAACCCAUACGCCACGUCCCAAACGACUACUUUCCUGUUCCGUUUGUGGUAAGGUGUUCAAUUUCAGUUCGGGACUAAGUCAUCAUUUUAAAAUAAUGCACAAGUUGCCAAGACCACCACCCAAACCGAGAAAAGAUCAGUCUACGGAGGCGACAACAUCACAUCAUCAUUUGAUAGAUGAUGAUCAUCAUCACCCAACAAUCAAUUGCGGCCAUUCCACUUUUGAUCCCAAUGAAGUUAAUCACAAAGAGGAAGAGGCAAAACGGGUCAUUGUCGAAUUAAUACAAAAUUCAUCGUCUUCGUAUCCAUCAUUUUUCCCAGAUAAUUUAUCGAGUGUUUUGGAGGUAACACCGCCGAUAGCGGCCCGUGAGGAAACUAUAUCGGCUGUUAAUAGUAUAGUGCAUGAUUGUUAG